UAUGUAUAUAUGUAUAUAUAUAUUUAUUUAUUUAUAAAUUAAUUGAAGGUAAAAAUUUUCUAUGAAUUGGUUCGUUAUGAAUGGAUGACAUUAAAAGCUACAGAUGAACUCGAUAUAUUAAGAAAAUACGCUAUUAUUUUGAAACGAUUCAAUGUGGUAACAAUGGUAAUGUUUAUAUUUUUUCUGAAUCUUUUCGGCUUGUAUCAAUUUCUUCCGGACUUUCUUGACAUUAUUGCACCACUUAAUGAAUCUCGUGACCGCCAUUUCACAUUUGUAGCUGAAUAUUUUGUUGAUCAGAAAAAAUACUUUUAUCCUAUUUUAACACAUAAUCUAUUGGCCGUUUAUAUCGGAUGUAUUGCUGUACUUUCUACUGGUACUAUGCUUAUGGGAUUUAUAUUACAUAUCUGCGCUAUGUUGAAGAUAGCAAGUUAUCGCCUUGAACAUGUAAAUGAUAAUACAUUAUUAGUAUCUAAAUCUGAAAAAGAUCACAUUAUUCGUAAAAGAAUAAUUAACGCCGUUGAUAUACAUCGCAGAGCGCUCGAAUUUGCCGAAUUUAUACUAUCUAGUUUUGCAACUCUUUACUUUAUAAUGAUUGGUGUAGGUAUUUCAUCCUUAACUGUUAACAUGUUUCAAUUCAUGCAACUUAUGAUGUUUACGAACGAUACGAAUGGAAUGCUAGCAUGUGGCUUGUUGGUUAUUGGUCAUUUUAUUUAUAUGUUUAUUGGUAACUUUAUCGGACAAAUAGUCACAGACCAUAAUAAUAAUAUUUUUAAUACAACGUAUGUAAAUAAUUAUAAUUAUGAUAAUACAUCGAGAGACUAUAAUCUAAGAAUACUAUAAAUUUUAAAAUAUUUUAUUUAUAUCUUCCAAAAACUUUAUAUUUUUCAUUGUAAUUUUGCUAGCAAGACGUAGUAUUUUUUACUGGCAGUUUCAACUGGUAGUUAUAAGGUCUAUUAUAAUUAUGUAUAUAUAUAUACAAUAUAAUUUUAUUUUAUAUAUAUAUA
Molecule: messenger RNA, 1004 nt
Organism: Monomorium pharaonis (pharaoh ant)
Lineage: Eukaryota; Metazoa; Arthropoda; Insecta; Hymenoptera; Formicidae
Product: odorant receptor 9a
Exons: 5
Coding region: 85-840 (251 amino acids)
Biological process (GO): sensory perception of smell; detection of chemical stimulus involved in sensory perception of smell
Cellular component (GO): plasma membrane
Molecular function (GO): odorant binding; olfactory receptor activity
Source: RefSeq, a predicted model, not a curated record